UGUCCACGAGGUUGCUCGCACGGGCCUGGCGCCUUCCUCUUGUAUUCACCCCUCUCUUGCACCUGGCUCACCACGUUUAGUGCAUUACCAGAGACCCGUACCCGGGCGAUCGAGCCACUAGUUGAGAUGGAUAAUUCUGCGUAUAUGCCGAAUCAUCUACCGCCGCCAUCCCUGGUCGUGUUUUCACAGGCCGGGGGGCUGCCGGAGGCUCUGAGAAUGCAAAGACCCUUCAAUCCACAAGUGACCGACUCGAAGGAUCUGCAAGUGCCGUUCAGCACGGCGGCCUCCCUCGGCUACGGCCUCCAUCAUAUGCUCCAUCUGCCGCCGCAGUUUCUCCACCCUUUGGAUCACCGUUUGCCGUUCGGAGGAUUCAGGCCUCUGGGGCCGUCGGCCUUCGCCCCGCCGAGCAAGUGCUUGAAAGUGGAGACCGGAAACGGGCCGGUGGCCGGAUCCGGUUUGCCGAGUAUCGGCUCGCUGUCGAGCAUGUCGAACAUGUUCUCACCGUCGUCGUUGUCGUCGGCCAGCGGUGGCGCCGUUGUCUCCGUUUCUGGAGCGUCGUCGAGCAUCGGAGGCGUCGGAGGCGUCGGAGGCGUCGGUGGUGGUGCCAGUGCCGCCACGGGACAGGAAGUGGCGCCACAGAGCCCCGCUGGCUCUACUAGCCGAUCGCCAACUGGGACUGGGACUGGUUCGGUCCCAAAUCGUGGCACCACGCCGGAGGAUGAGGAUCGCGACGCAAAUGCCACCCCUGGCUCCGAGAACACCGAGCGAUCCACGCCUGAGGAAGGACGACCGUAUCGACUAGGGCCUGUGUUCGGGGGCCGAUGCGGCGCGGAGGCGCUCGGGCUGGGGUUAGGGCUGUCGCUGGGCCCGGCCUACAGGUUCGCUCUGCCCCCGGGACUCGCUGCCAAGACCACCCGCUGCCUUGUAUUCGACCAAGGUAGGCCUACCAGCCAUCUUCAUUACCUCUGCCUACGAUCUCGGAUAGAACUGAUCACCUUUCCAUGA
Frieseomelitta varia is the source of this 1005-nucleotide messenger RNA. RefSeq names its product fibroin heavy chain-like. Bases 127 to 1005 code for a protein of 292 amino acids. The record is from RefSeq and is a predicted model, not a curated record. The transcript is spliced from 4 exons. Lineage: Eukaryota; Metazoa; Arthropoda; Insecta; Hymenoptera; Apidae.